UCCAUUAGCAGAAGAACAGAAGAGACGAGACCACAGAGGCAGACAGAGCAGAAGAAGAGAGGAAGACAGAAGACGAGAAACGAGAAGAAGAGAAGAAGAGAAGAAAAGAAGAAAAGAAAAGCAUCAUGGACGCUCUGAAGAAAGGAUUGUCCAUGGCGAAGGGCGGCGCGAUGGCCGCUGCCGAGAAGACGAAGGCCGGCGUGGAGGAGGCCGCCACCAAGACCAAGGAGGGGGUCAUCUAUGUCGGAAACAAGACGAUGGAGGGCGUGGCCACCGGUGUCAACACAGUUGCCCAGAAGACGAACGAACAGGCAAACAUCGUUGCCGACACUGCGGUCGCCGGGGCCAACGAAGUCGCCCAAGCGACGGUGGAGGGGGUGGAGAAUGCAGCGGUGGCGAGUGGCUUCGUCAACAUGGAGGAGGCGGGACCAGUGUCCGAGGAGGCUGAUCUUCCAAAGACAGAAGCAGGAAGUGAACAGGCUGCUCAGUAGGUGAGAAGCUGCACAAACAAACAGGAAGUCACAUGGUGCAUUUGUCACGGACUUUACUUUCAUCAGCGGAUGAAUUCCCAUUUGUUCUAGUUGGAAUCUGUAAUAAAUGAAAAAGUGGGCUGGUCGACCCACUCCUCCCAGAGGACGAGUUCAAACUUUAAAAAUGAAAAUCUCUGCGCUCACACGAACCUGGUGAUGUCAUACUUUGCCCAACUGCAUUGUGGUCCUGUUGCUUCGCUCUGAACUUGUACUGUGAAAUUUAGGCCACGAACAAAGGGGCUAAAGUCGCCGCGAGUAGAAAACAUCUGCGACCGACCGUCCGGUGUCAAAGUGACGUGUACGAGCUCGUAACCGUCUCCGGUGCAACACUUUGAAGUGUUUAAAUAUCAAACCACAAGAAAACAUCUGUAAUCUAACUUCUUCUCUUCUUCUCUUCCUCCUCUCUCUGAGAUGGAACGAGAGACGACCAACGUUACGCAUCCUCCUCCGUCGCUCCGAACCCCAAAAGAUGCUUUAUCUACUGUUACUUAACCUAAUUAACCAAUACGACACACUGCCUCCGCAUCACACACACACACACACACUGUCAUAUUGUAACACACACAUGCUCUGUGCUGAUUGGUUGGUGAAAGAUGACGUCACCUAAACUGAGGAUUUUGAUCCCUACAAACUCUGCCCCCUGACAGACAGAUACCUGAGGCCUUUAAAAUGCAUGCUGCUUUACUAAUACACACACACACACACACACACACA
This is a messenger RNA of Scophthalmus maximus (turbot), 1244 nucleotides long. It is a transcript of the gene sncga, whose product is annotated as synuclein, gamma a. Gene Ontology annotation, molecular function: cuprous ion binding. The coding region runs from base 126 to 491 and encodes 121 amino acids. The transcript has 5 exons. Gene Ontology annotation, cellular component: axon terminus; neuronal cell body; cytoplasm. Lineage: Eukaryota; Metazoa; Chordata; Actinopteri; Pleuronectiformes; Scophthalmidae. Gene Ontology annotation, biological process: synapse organization; synaptic vesicle endocytosis; chemical synaptic transmission. The record is from RefSeq and is a predicted model, not a curated record.